UUCGUUUGGUCGGAACUUGCUGCGAAUAUUUUGUCAUCGAAAGUGUUUGAUUUUCAAUUCAGUGAUCAAAAUAUGAAUAAACCGUGUAUUCUGUGCGGCAGUUGUGAGAACGACGAGGUGACCUUUGGCGAGUUUGAUAAGCAGGAAAAGAAUACUGUGCAUCGCAAUUGCUUGAUCCUAUGUGUGGGACAAUUUCUCCAGAGGGCCGAUCCCGGCUAUAGAAUGUGGAACUUUUUCAAGAAGGACUUGGCGGCUGAGAAGAAACGCAUUAGCUUGUUCGCGUGCUCGUAUUGCUAUCGCAUGGGCGCCAAUCUCUCGUGUUGCCACAGAGGCUGCAAGCGUAAUUUCCACACCAAGUGUGGCAUUGUUAAUAUGGGUCUUCUUCAAUAUGAUGGAAAAUUCAAUACAUUCUGUGGACAGCAUGUGCCGAAGACUAGCACUCGCCCUGAGCCGGGAGAGAAUUGUGUCCUCUGCCUUGCUCCGGUUGUGCCGGAUGGUCAAGAUUUUCGCUCGCCAUUGGCGUUCCAGGCACCGUGCUGCCACAAUGGAUGGUUUCAUCGUGAAUGCGUCCAGGAUCAUUCCAUUGCGACGAACUAUUGCUUCAAGUGUCCCCUUUGCAGGAACGAAGAUCGAUUCGAGGGGGUUGCACUGUUCGGUGUUGCCAUACCAAAGUGGCGCUUUGCUUUGCCCAAUCCGCCGGAUGCUGCUGUACCGCGCGAAAGCGUCAUUGCUGGACAACAACAUCGACGUGGCAGUGGACCACGCAUCAUUCAUACCCCACCUGUUAGGUACAGGGGACGUGCCCCACGCGUUCGCGUUAGAUCCCAAAAUUGAGAUCACACAACAUACACAAAACCCGGAGGAAAGUUGGAACACGGUACCGGAAUAAAUACCAACCACAAAAAAAAUACAACUGGAGCAACAA
Messenger RNA from Drosophila serrata, 925 nucleotides. Its product is annotated as E3 ubiquitin-protein ligase PHF7-like. The record is from RefSeq and is a predicted model, not a curated record. Gene Ontology annotation, cellular component: nucleus. NCBI's taxonomy places the organism in Eukaryota, Metazoa, Arthropoda, Insecta, Diptera, Drosophilidae.